AUGCGGUUGUGGUGGUUGGUGGUCGUGGUUACAAAUGUAGAGUUACUCACGACGGCCGAGGACGUCAGCUAUGUAUGGUGUGAUACGAGUGAGUUUAAAGUUGUCUACUAUAACAUGUUUGUGUGGGUGUAUGUGUUGAUUUUAAAGUAAGAUCGUUAUAUUGUUUUUUGAUUUUUUACUCUAAGUUACUUAAAAGUAGUUUCAUAACAGUUUUAAGUCUAUUAUUUACUAUAGUGUUUAGUUGAAUGUACGUUAUUGUUCUUGCCAUCAAGUGAUGUGGAGAAAGGGGCCGAGGUCAAUAAAUGUAAGUCAUUUGGGUUUUACAGGUCGAUACCUAAUCAGUUACAUCAAGUUUCAUUUUUUUCUUUUCAUUUUCUUCCUGUAGCUUUAUUAGUUUACAUUUCUCCUAUAUCUUCUUUAAUAUUAUGUAAUUUAUAGUUUUUAACUCUGUAACUUGAUAAAUCUUCUUUAAUAUUACUGUAGUUUAUACCUUUUAAUUCACUGUAACUUAACUUGAAUUUUCUUUAACAUUGAUUAAAUUUCAGUUGUGUACGUACCAAACCAAGAGUUAUAUGAAGAAUGGGGCGAUAAUAAAACGGAGAUUUUUAUUGUGGAGUACGGUAACAUGUCCAGCAACUAUAUGUAUCCGGGGUCAUUUGCAUCUACUCUUUUCGAAAACUACACUUUCACGUACACAUAUAUACCGUCGUUGGGUCGUUUCAACGACAUUAUAAAGCCCAUGUAUCCUAAUAUGUAAGUCAAUCUUAUUUAUUUGGUUUUUGGUCAAAAAGUCUGUAGAAAAAGUUAAAAUGUAUAGUUGUUAGUGGUUAUUAUGUUAUACUACAUUAUAUGAAAGUCUAAUUUCAGUUCAUCAGUGACAGCCGCUGUUGAAUGGUUGAUGCAGCACAGACUCAGCACGAUAUAUUCAUAUGGAAAAGACAUGAAGGAAGGCAGGUGCAUGGAUAAGUAUGGUUAUCGAGCGGUGAGUUUGUCUUUUUUUAAAGUUUAAGUAAAAAUAUAUUGGGAUUGGCAGUUUUGAAGGCGAGUUUGUACCUGGAGGGGUAAUGAAGUCUUUUGUUCAACAGGCAGGGCAAAUUUCUUAAUUUCAAGAGGGAGUUUCAUGUUUUUUUCCAUUUUCAGAACUAUCUACCCGCUUCAUUCACGUGUAUGAGUUUGCUCAACUUGCGGUCGGAUGCUUCUUUAUAUAAUAAACAGUACUAUACAGGACCAGUUACGUGGAACAGGAUACGUUUUGACCAAGACGACUAUAUGUUACGGCUCAUGUUAACCAACAAUGAGUAAGUUGGCGUACUGAAGGUUUAGUACGUUUGGCUUAUGUUAUAAAAUAUAGCGUUGUGUUACGUUUGCGACCAAAACAUAUAUUGUAGUAGGCACAUAUGUGACAAAAGUUUGAGCAUUGUCGUGUUUUAUAUCUACUACAAUAUUUUUUAUAUUAUUGUACUUGUUAUACGGUUUCAGAAUGUCAGCAAUCUUGAUAUCUGAUGACAUGCCAUUAUCUAUGGCGGAUUAUCUAACUUGUAAACAUACGAAUCUCGCUGACACGGAUGUCAAUGCUUGUCACGCCGUUUUCGGUCUAUUUUCAUACAGUAGAAUAUGUUGCUGUUACACUAAAUAUUGUGAUAACUUGUACCCAUCAGCUGACAAAUUAAAGGAGUACCAAGUUUGUCCGUAUGGUCAGCUUGAUAUUGAUGAACAUUCUCCGAUCGUGCGAACAUACGAACACGAUCAUUUUGGAGAGCAAAGUAUCGCCAAGAUGUGCUACGUAUCAUACGAUGUUACCGUGAGGAAGUAGGUGUAAUACUGUAGUACUGGUUGGUAUAGUAGGAAAUGUAGCUUAAGUUUUUUGUGGUACUAUAAUCUAAUUUGCCGUAGUUAUCUCGUUGUCUCAUGGUACAUUUGAGACCUAAAAAUAUUUUUCUUUAUAUAGUGACACAAAUGGUACUGUAACAAAGAUGACAAUCCGCUUACGAGGUACCAAUGACACUUCUGAAAGUUGGCAUGAAGAAUCUAUGGGAAAGAUUCAAACGUGCAGGCAUAACAUAACACAAUGUCCGAACAUUGAGGACGAUGGCUUCAGAACGGAAGGGAUGUCUGCUCAAUGUUAUUGUGAAGACCCAGCUGCUUGUUUCAAAUCUAUGGGGAAGACGUAUAAUAUACUCAACGCGUUUUACGGCGCAACUGAUGUGGUAACUCUUUUUUUUUAAAUUUAUGUGGAUUGAUGUUGUUAGACAUCUACUAUAAAAUGUAUUUCAUCAUUCUGUAACUUCCAGAAAGACUACACAUGCCUACGGAUAACUGCUUCUGCAGAUUCUGUGAUAGCACCAGAUAUAUGUGCCACUUAUAUUGACACGCAAUUGAAAAAGUUUGUCCGGUUGGUGUUGUAUAACAAUAUGGUAUCCUAUGAUUAUGUUGGAACUUUUAAAAACAUCCAUCUUGACAAAUAUGAUGAAAGGUUGGUGGGUAAGACGGUCAACCUUUACUAUUUGAUUGGCUACGUGCAGGAGUCGGUACUAGAGUGUGAAGAUACAGUAUACCCGAGGGAAUCGAUACAGAAUCGAGAGUUGAGGGCUUGGUACUUUUUUAUGUGUAAGUAUAGUUUGAGGUAACUUGUCCUAGAGCACUUUAUUUUGAAAUUACUUGCCGUACAUUAGUUUUGUUUGAAAGGAUCUUCCCUACAUCUACAUCAUAUGAAGGUCAUUUUUUAGGUAACUUUACAAAAUGUGACCAGAUAUUUGAGGAGAAAGGAGUGGAGAUUCUGGAGAAAGAAGAAAAGUACAAGCCUCACUGCCUAGAGUACAAAGACACAGUCUACAAUCUCACCCAUGCCGACCUGAUUGAAGAUUUUGAGGCCUUCUUUAGUGAAAUGAAGUUAGAGAACAAUGGUAAAGUCGUUUUAAAUUUAAAUUUUACACGGAAAUUACUCUACGUGCCCCACUCAGAACCAGCUAAAAAUUUUUAUAUGAAUUGUUUGUGCUGACAAUUGGGAAAUAAUAAAUUGUACGAUUUAGUGAAUACCUCAUUCUGUGUCAUACGGUACAUUUCCCCCGUCUUUCAAAAAGAUGCUGAAAGUUAUUCCUUCAAGACUGGAAUCGUAAGUGGUACAAUUUAUGUUGAGGGAGGCUAAUUUAAAUAAUUUUAAGUGAAACAAUUAAAAUAAUUUAAAAUUUCGAUUUUUUCAAUGCCACAAUUAUACACAAGUUCCAAUGUAUCAUUAUUAUAAUCAUUUGCUUGAACCUUGUUUUAGGUGACAUCAGAAGAUUACAAGAAGGAGAUUGAUUGCCCGUCUUCAAACAACAAGUCCGACGACAUAUGUAUAGCCAAUAAGCAUCUCUUGACUUUUUGUUGCAGACCUUACUUCAGUGCAAUGUACAACGGUGAUGCUGCGAACUACACAGGCAUGAUUCAGAAGGACUUCCAGACCAAGAUGACAGAUUUUUGUAAGUUUUUUCAAAUUGUUUUGGAAUUUAUGGCGUUUUAUUGGCGCUAGGACAAAUGCGGUUUUUAGACACUUGCGGAUCUUCGGUUUUUGGACACUUGCGGAUUUUGGACAUUUGCGGAUUUUUUAAAGGGGAUUUUUUUUCUUUUUUAGUUAAUUUAUUUGUAGUAUGGUACUAAAUGAUACUAAAGUUUAAAUUGGUACUGUUUUAAUAUGUUUUAGUGCUAAAUAGUACUAAAUUUUAAAUUGGUACUGUUUUAUAUUUUUUGGUAUUGAAUGGUACUAAAAGCCCAAAAAGGUACUACUGUUAUGUUAAAACCGCACCAAUUUAAACUUUCGUACAAUUUAGUACCAUACUACAAAUAAAUUAACUAAAAAAUAAAAAAAAACCUUUAAAAAAUCCGCAAAUGUCCAAAAAUCCGCAAGUGUCCAAAAACCGAAGAUCCGCAAGUGUCUAAAAACCGCAGAUCCGCAAAUGUCCAAAAACCGCAUUUGUCCUAGCGCCGUUUUAUUCAUGCAUGAGUGGUACUUUUUAGUACAAGUGCUGAAGAUUUUAAAAGUUUCAAAACCUGAAUUUUAAAAGUAAAAUUUAAAUUUGACAUUUCAGUGGUUCCUACUAACGCAACGGAUAUAGAGAGUAGGGUAGCGGAUCCUGGGUCAUGUAUACUGGACUUAAAUGGAAUGACGACGACUGAUGUGUGUGUGGAGAAGCCUGGUUGCUUCUCGGAGUUUCUUUUCAGCACAACCAAGGUAAGUUUUUCUACCUUCAUUAUAGUUGACAUUGCUACAAUAUCAGUUUUAUUUUACUUGAGUUAGGUCGGGUGGGGCGUUCUUUUAAAUUUUAAAGUAAAUGGCAUUUACAUACCUAAAACAGACCAUUUUAGAAUCACAUCUCAACCGGAUGCAUCCAAUCAGCCGUAGCGACCACGAAAGAAUCAAAAGACGUCUACAUUCAUUACAUUCACGCCGGCUCCAUCUGCGACAUCAAGCACCAUUACACCAAGUUUGUCACAAUAUACAAUGGCACGUGUGCAGUAGUAAACAAUGGCAUGCCAUCUCUCGAUGACGUCGCUAACUAUUGGCAAGAAGACAUUGCUGAUAGUGAACGGCUACGCACUCGAAAGCUGUUAUGUUGUUGUAGAGAAGAUACCAAGUGUGGCAACGACCUGGUACGUUACCUCGAGUACUAUGGCGAUUUCUUGGACGAAAAUCAAGAUGAAUUUGAACUAGAUAUCAAAAAGUUCUAUAACGUAGAUGACAUUGAUGAUCUCCUCGAAUUUGCACCAGAAGAUGAUGAUGAAGAGUUUACAUAUGACUUUGAUAGACAAGAAUAA
This is a messenger RNA of Bursaphelenchus okinawaensis, 4791 nucleotides long. NCBI's taxonomy places the organism in Eukaryota, Metazoa, Nematoda, Chromadorea, Rhabditida, Aphelenchoididae. The record is from the annotation of a GenBank genome assembly.